AUGCCGAGUACAUUCGCGACCCAGAUCGAAAGUCCAUCAGGGCAGGGGAGGAAUGGCUGGAAGGAGGCUUAUUCCGAUAAAGUGGCCUGUCAGGCCUCCUCCAUCAGGCCAACAGAUCUGUACUUUUUCGUCGAAGCCAGUGUAGGCAUAGAAGAAUGUCAUCAUCAGUAUCAUCAGCAUCGUAGAAUUCAACCUAUCGAAUGCGACGAUGUUGUCAAUUCGCAUUCACAUGACCCUUAUGCUAGGGGUAUAUACUUCUGUUAA
Molecule: messenger RNA, 264 nt
Organism: Protopolystoma xenopodis
Lineage: Eukaryota; Metazoa; Platyhelminthes; Monogenea; Polystomatidea; Polystomatidae
Source: the annotation of a GenBank genome assembly